AUCGUUGAGGUCUCGCCCUCGAUGGCACUCAGCUCACUCAUCAACCCCCCGUCCUUCGCGAUGGAAAGAUGUGGCACAAGUGCAGGCCGCUUGACCAGCUCUGCGUACCAGCAACAACACACACGAAAUGGAACACACGAAAUGGACUCGCCUGUGCUCGUCCCUCACGUUUUGUCUGCACGUAUAGGCUGUUGGGUCUUCGAGAAACACCAGCUGCUCCUUCAGGUACACACUGCCCCUCUCGCGCUCGUCCUUGGAGCCUGACAAACGACACAGCCAACAAACGACACAGCCAACAAUGCGUCAGGGCAAGCAUCGCGGGUUGUGGCUCAGCGCACCAGAAAAGAAGACACAUGAGCCGAUGAUCGUCACGUGCGAGCACCCUGAUGCCCGCUGGAGAUUGAGCAGGCGAUCGCCAGCAGAGCCGAACAGUGGCAACACCAAACAGACCGGGAUGCUCACGGAAUCGACGCAAAAGGCGUCAUCCUGCAGCACAUUGACGUCCUUCUUGAGCCAGUCAACACAUGCGCCUGGACUCUUCCUAUCCACCAGAUGCUGCACUUGCAGCUCGCAACACACCCGAGCCGACCUGAACGGACGAACGAACGAACGAACGAAACACACACACACAAACACACACACACACAGAGAGAGAGAGAGAUAUGAAGCCAGCAGGGUCACUUGGUUUUGCUGUCUAGCUCCCCCGGCUCACUUGCAGCCGAAGAUGACCAAGGAUAGCGUCGUCCCAGGCGUCAACCGCAGAGUGAGACACGGAAGACAUUCUGAGUCUUGGACCAGUUGAUGUGCUCCACUGCUGUCUUUGUCAGAUGUAGGAGAGUGACGUGCGGGUCGUUCUCGAGCUCUUGCAGCAAAUCCUGCGGGCAGGUGUCAGGCUGGGCGACCUUCGACUCACAGUAGAUGUAGCGCUGAGCGAUCGUGACCCUCUCAAGUGGGCCAUGUAGGCGCCAUUGCGAUUGGCUCCCCAACACAGGCUCUGAUGGGGGACCAAACACGCACACACAUUACUGACUUGAUCUUCGUCUGCUCGGUUUUCUUCCUGACCUGUCACUUCGAGCGUCACAUUGAAUAUGGCUUCUAUGCUCCUCUGCUCCUUUUCCGUCACAACGAACGCCACGUCAGCACUCACGGGUGUGUAUUCGGUGCUGGUCAUCUCCCCGAAGGAUGUGGCAGAUCGCGCGUCCAAACGCUGCAUGCCUGGCCUGAUGGACACAGUGACAGACAAAGGAUGUUUGCGUGGCCGAUUGCAGAUGAUGUUGGUGCCUUACAGCUCCUCAAAGUGGUUCUUGCGACACCUUUGGCCAUGCGGGCAGAAACUGAAGCGCCAGUCACAUGUGUUCUGCUCAAACGUCACUGGACGAAAGGGAACGGAUGCAAAACUUCUGUACGGAGGCGUUGGAUGGCACACGUCCCUCUAUCUACGUGCGGGUGCUGCAUUGCCUUGCGAAGGUGUCGAUCGGCCGUUUGUGGACACGGCAGAAGGGCUCAUGCCGCCGGAUGUCAACUCGCUAUCCAGCUUCAU
Molecule: messenger RNA, 1540 nt
Organism: Vitrella brassicaformis
Lineage: Eukaryota; Vitrellaceae
Source: the annotation of a GenBank genome assembly